AUGCUAUCCUUGCAAGAUAAACUUGCAUCUAAUGCAACAGACCAAAAUUUCCUUCGAAGUGUCCUUAAGUUUGCGGAUAGAGUGAAAAAGAUGCCUAAAUCGAAGCUUACAACAAGUUUUCAUUGUUUUGGUGCAGAAGGGGUUUAUAAUACCCGUCUCACUAACACAUCGAUUGUUAAAAAACGCAAAAGAGGAACAAUUGCUGUUCAACCAGAAGCUGUAAAACGUCGAAAGGUAAGAAAUGGAUCAAGGCGAAAGCAACACAAGGGUCAAACUGCAAAGAACAAUCCAUUUCAAAAAGUGGCUGGAAAUGCUAAACGUGCACAUAGGUUUGCAGAAAAUGUGCAAAGAAAUGAGCCAGUUGCAAAAAAAGCUGGCAGAAGUAUGGCUACAAAAACCAGAAUAUAUGGAAAUUAA
Molecule: messenger RNA, 417 nt
Organism: Paramuricea clavata
Lineage: Eukaryota; Metazoa; Cnidaria; Anthozoa; Malacalcyonacea; Plexauridae
Source: the annotation of a GenBank genome assembly